Molecule: messenger RNA, 2476 nt
Organism: Ficedula albicollis (Collared flycatcher)
Lineage: Eukaryota; Metazoa; Chordata; Aves; Passeriformes; Muscicapidae
Gene: TMEM267
Product: chromosome Z open reading frame, human C5orf28
Exons: 4
Coding region: 276-935 (219 amino acids)
Source: RefSeq, a predicted model, not a curated record
ACUUUGUUCUUCGGCGUCUUGGAUGGAACAAACAGUGUUUGGUAUUUCCUGCACUGGGCUGGGCAGACUGGAUUUAGAAAGCACAGAGGCUCAACGCUGAGGCAUAGCCCAUAGACUUUUCCUACUGGAGUAAAGCACCUGUGAUGGGAAAAAAAAUGUUCUCCUAGUCCCAGGGGAAGUUUGAUUCUGCAUACCAAUGUGCUUUUUAAAGGACAACUGACGAUACAGAGGACAAUGCACAGUGUGUAUCCUGGUGACAUUUUGUGUGCUGCAACAUGGUUUUUGUCAUGGCAUCUGAGACUGAAAAGGCCCACGCUCUUCUCCAGACUUUCAGCACAGCGUCAGUUAUUUCCAGUCUAGGUUUGGGGAUAUUCUGCUUCGUAGCAGACAGACUGCUGCAGUUUUCCUUCAUUCAGCAAAAUGACUGGCUCCGAGCCUUAUCUGAUAAUGCGGUGCAUGGUAUACUGGGGAUGUGGUCCUGGGCGAUAGUGAUUGGACUCAGGAAGAAAAGUGACCUCACUGAGGUCACCCUGGCUGGCUUCCUUGCCUCUGUCAUUGAUGUGGACCACUUCUUUCUUGCUGGAUCCCUGUCAUUAAAGGCUGCUCUGACUCUUCCACGGAGACCACUCCUUCAUUGUUCUACUGUGAUUCCUGUGGUGGCUCUGACGUUAAAGUUUAUCAUGCAGCUUUUCAGGCUUAAGGACUCAUGGUGCUUUCUUCCCUGGAUGUUGUUCAUAUCCUGGACUUCUCAUCAUGUCCGUGACGGGAUUCGUCACGGCCUCUGGAUCUGCCCGUUUGGAAAAACUCCUCCCUUGCCGUAUUGGCUGUAUGUGGCAAUUACAGCAUCUUUACCUCAUCUAUGUUCAUUUAUUAUGUAUUUAACGGGCACUAGAGAAUUAAUGUCUAUAAAACAUGGAAUCCGCAUUGAUGUAUAGGAAUAAUGGCCUUUAAAGGUGGUUCGUGCUAGCACUUGAAAUAACCUGCCUGUCUGUCACUGAAGGGUUUCCUGCACCUUCUGAGUUAGGCAUUUUAAGGUUGUGGGGCCAAUUACAGCUCUUGUGUCAAUUCCUUGUGGUCCUAUUUAAUUAAUGAUAAUAAUUUUAUAUCUGUACAUUUCCCUUGCACAGUGUGUGGUCUUCCAUGAUAGUUCAUGCAUAGUGAGCUGAUUAUAAAGUAUUUAAUUCCUUUCUAUAGUAAUUACAUUGCAUUUUUCUGUCACGGUGCCAUUCAUCUGGUCACCAUUCACUUGGGAUUUGUAUUCUGCCUUUGGAGAAUACAUUUCAUCCAGAUAGUAUUUGUAUAGCGCUUUAAAAGUGUGAAGUUCUGUAUAAAUGCUAGGUAUUACUGAGGAUUUAACAGUGCAUGGCACUUAAAAAAAAAAAUCCCUGUUAGCCCUUCAAAUUUAUUUAUAUGUUAGGAGUCCUGCUGGACUCUUGUAUUCAACCAUUUUAAAAGAAAUAUUGCCUGUAUUUCACACUGUAUCCACACUUCUUUGAACCUCUAAUCACAGAGUGUUUUACUAAAUUCUAUAUCCCCCUGAAGUUGCUUGGUACUAAAUUUGCAGAUAAUCACUAGCUUGAUAGAAAGGAGUAGAUAGUUUGGUUAUGGUAUUAUGGUGUAUUAUGAUGUGUUGGCCAAAUUGUUUAAUUUUUUAAAAUACACUAAUUAUGAAUACUAUUUAAUUUGGAACCAAAGAAUUUUAGCAAAUAUUUAGGAAUUGUGUGAAGAUUCAGGGAGACACAAGAAAAUAAAAAUUGCUUAUAACACAAGUUUUCUUUAAGACAUUACUACUCAGUAAAGCAUUUUCCAUUAAGUGCAAUAUCAUCCUCAUAAUUGUAAAAUAAAAUCAUUAAUAUUAUUAUUAUACUACAGAAAUAGAGAUUUCCUCAUAAAGAAGUUCCAUAAGGAAAAGUGUUAUUAUGCUGCAGUUUAUGAGGUAGUAAUUUGCACUAUGGACUAUUCAGUUUUCAUUUACAGACAUCUCUCAGAAAAAGUCCCAAAUUAAAAGUUUCCUGGUCUUGUCUAACUAGACAAGACAGUCUAGACUUGUGUUGUUUAUUAUGUACAAGCUGAGAAUGUCUAAUAGUAAUUUUUAAAUUUUUUAAUCACCUCCCAUUAAAGAGAUGGGGCCUUAACUACUCCAGCUUGUGAUGAAUAGCUGUCAAAGGGGAUCUUUUUAUGGAACUGCAUGUAUAAGGUAGCAUGUGCUUAACUUAGGUUACCAAGGGGUGUAAGGGUUUAUGUGAUGUGUACAUUUACAUAUUAAAUGUAUAUUAGAAUAAAGUUUAAAAAAAUAUUAACUGGGAUGCCUGUCUUAAUGAGUACCAGAAACUUUCUGUGGCUGCAGAAUACUUAAGGCUCUUUGCAGCACUCUAUCAUGCAAAGUGUCGCUCUUCUUUGAAGUAUGUCUUUGCACCUGUCCUGUCUGUUCUUCAUGUUAGAAAUGUAUGCCAAUGCAAACUUGUCUGAUAGUACA